AACUGAGUGAGGAAAGAACACAUCGUAAUUACACCUCUUUGAAACACCUUAUCUCUCCUUCUCGUGCACACUUUCUACCACUGCAUUUUAUUCAGUGUGUUUUUGAUCACAUUUUCUGUGUUCUUUCCUGCAAGAGAAGCAAGGGAGUAAAAGGGAAAGGGAGCCUCCUGAGUGUAAUUAAAGAGAGAGGGCAAAUUGUGUAUGCGAUUGUAUGAUAUACAUAUAGUAGAGAAUAAUGAGAAGAGUGGAGGGAGAGAUGUAGAUGUAUGAUAUACGGUAGAAACUAGUAGAGAAUAAUGACAAGAGUGGAGGGAGAGGAGAUGUGGUUUCAUGAGGCCUGUGGGCAGCAGGGGUACUGCGUUUGAUCAUCGGCGCUCAUCAUUAAAGCCCAUAUCUGGUCUGCGGAAGGCAAUGUCAAUGCAGCCCCGACAGCUGGGCUCAAGAUAAGACAGGCGAGCAGGAAGAUGCCCAUCCUACCCAGUUGCUAUGGAAAUGUAUUGAGUAUCCACACCUUACAUUCCACAGCAAACACACACUCAUACACUCAUACUCACCCCAAAACAUGAAGAAUAAAAAAGGAACUCUUCUCCACUUCUGACUGUUAUAUACCCUCUGAUCAUUUCUAUAAUACAGAUUAGGCAUGUGCACCCCUUCACUUCUCUGAUCCACAUGGCUGGGAGUGAGAGGGUGACAGUGGUCACUAUGUUUCUCUCUCUGUCAUGCAAAGGUGAUCUCAGACCAAUGUUUGAGGGAAACUGAGCAUAGGGGUCCACAGAUAAGACCCAGGAGGCUGAGGAAGAACAAAAUUUAAUUUCAUCCUGAUUUCUCUUUCCUUUGUUUUACACGUACAUUCCUUUCUUUUUAUUCACUCUCUCUUCCUCCUCUUUCAUCCCUCCCUUCUGUCUACCUCUUCCUCAGUACAGUCAGAGGGAUUUCUCACUUUGACAAUGGACCUUGUUUUUUUUUUUUUUAAUGAGACGAGCAAUGCACACAUUGUGCUCACCCGGAAACGAACACACAAACACAGCUGGUGGGGCGUGGGCGAAGUAAGGGAUGCCUCUGUUGUCCAGUCAUCAUGCCGGUGAGGAGGAGGAACAGGGCUUGGGCAGCCAGAACAUGAAACACCGACUGAGGACGUGUAAAAUAACAACACACAUAUCACAAAACCUGUCUGAUCACCAAUGAAAAGUAUGUUAAAAAAAAAAAAAAAAACCUGCCUGAUCUUCACGCUGUUUGUUUCUUUGUCCAGUGGAACAUAUAGUACACAACGAAACCACAGUGUGCUGAACAUGUACACUACAACGUUAAAUUUGAUCCCCAGCUAACCUGCUUGAUUUAGAGUUUCCCAUCUUUGUCAAUAAAGAAGCCAUCUAUAACAUAUAUCUCCAUAUGUGUAUUUGUCUGCCUCAUUCCUCUCCAAAUCACCUACCUCUCUGUCUCUGUGCUGCCACCUGUGAAAACAGACUGGACCUGUUGAGAGUGGGCAGAGAGCGAGAGGAGGAAAGUUGUGUUGGUGCUGAGAAGAGAGAAAAAGGUGAAGAGUUGAAAAAGCCAGUGCCUUUGCCAGUGGUCUCUCGCUCUCUCUCUCUUUCUCGCUCAAUGACGCGCACACACACACACACACACACACACACACAGUCAUUUAACAUAUAUCGGCUCCAAGUUAUCCUUGCUCUAUAUCUACUGUCUUAAACAGGUAUUCCUGCAAAAAUGAAGGUUCUUGAUGGCCUGCACUGAGUGGUUCUUUUAUAUGACUAAUAUUGGUAGUUAAAGUUUUAUUCUUUAUAGUGAAAUGCCUCCAGCAACUUAAAAACGAACUAGAUGUAUUGGGAAUUCAAUUUGUCUACCAUAACAGAGUUAAAGGAAAUUGGCCAUAUGCGUUUUGCCUCGUGUUCCUCAUGCUCCCUGUUAAAUCAUAAACGAGCCCUGUGCCCUUUGCCUGUAACCCCCUGCCAACACACUCACGUUCUUCGUGGUGAAUCUCUAAUAUCUUCUGUCUACGCGCUCUAUCUCAAGCUCCUUCUACCCCUCCCUUUCCGUUUCCCACCCUCGCUUUUGCUUGACCCGGCUGAUGACGAAGGAGAGAUUCCAAGGUGCCCACUAACGUAGGCGCGAACUGAGUUCGAGUAUAAAUAGAGCCCUGGACCCAUGGUUCGGUACUCUCUCAGUCGCUCCGACUCGGGUACCAGAGCAUCAGCGGAGAUAGCUGCCAGUCUUUCGCUUCAGCAAGCUAACUCGCUCUCAGCUUUGGUUCGGAAUGGAAACCCCUACGAUCUCACGGAGCCGGCGGUGCUCCAUUGCGCACAAUUUUAAGAGUGGUCUUUCGCUGUGGCUGGUCGUCUGGCUGGUUCUGGUUAAACCGGCUCCCGUUCAGGGCUGCCCGCACUCGUGUGUGUGUUACCCGUCACCCAUGACGAUCAGCUGUCAGGCGCAAAAUCUGACCAUUGUACCAUCUGGAGUGCCCGACGAAUCCCAGCGUGUCUUUCUGCAGAACAACCGCAUUACUGAGCUGAGAGUGGGGACCUUCGGAUUUGGAACUCAGGUCCUCUGGCUUUUCUCCAACAACCUCACCUGGAUUGAGUCUGGCGCCUUCGGUGAGAUGCGUGACCUGGAGGAGCUCGACCUGGGUGACAACCCUCAUCUGCGCCGUCUGGAAGGGGGUGCCUUCCGUGGCCUGGAGAAGCUGCAGAGCCUGCACAUGCACCGGUGCCGGCUGGCAGCUCUGCCCCAUGACAUUUUCCACAAGCUGUACAGCCUGCAGUUCCUCUACCUGCAGGAAAACCAGCUCCACUUCCUGCAGGAUGACCUGUUCUCUGACCUCAUCAACCUGAGCCAGCUUUUCCUCCAUGGCAACCGCAUCCGCACCCUGUCCGAGAAUGUGUUCCGGGGCCUGGUCAACCUGGACCGGCUGCUGCUGCACGACAACCGUGUGCGACAGGUCAACCGCCGCGCCUUCCGCGACCUUGGCCGUCUCACCAUGCUCUUCCUCUUCAACAACUCCCUGGCAGAGCUGCCCGGUCAGGCGAUGCGUGACAUGGACUCCAUCCAGUUCCUGCGGCUCAAUGGCAACCCCUGGGCCUGCGGCUGUGAGGCCAGGCCCCUCUGGGACUUUUUCCGCUCCAACCGCAUCUCCAGCUCUGAGCUCGUCUGCGCCUCCCCUUCCCCUCGCCGUGGCCUUGACCUGCGUUUCAUGCGGGAGAUGGACUUCGCCCUCUGCCCGAUGCCCGAUCCUGGCUCCCUGGCCGGCUCCACCACCACCACCUUCAAAACCAAUACCCGCUGGUGGUUCUCCAAGCACAAGCCAGUGUCCUCCUCCAAGGGUAUCUUCGAGAAGAGUACCGAAACCGUGAAGGCGUUCCCCUUCAACGGGGGUAAGCCCACGUCUACCAAGUACGAGUUGAGCGAGGAUGAGGCCCUCCUCCCCAAGCUGGACCCCGAGGAGUACUGGGCCAACUAUGAAAACGAAGAUGCCGGUGCCACACUGCGCUGCUUUGAGCUUGAGUGUGCGCCCGACUUUGAUGUCCUUCCACCCUCCUCCUCGGCGUCCUUCUCCUCUAUCUCUUCCCACUUCUCCCUCCUCUCGCUGCUCUCCCUGUCUCUCCUCACUGUCUCUAUCCACCUUCUUUUUGGCUGAGUCCACACCCCCCCACCCCACCCCCUGAACACUUCUUGUCCCUUACAGGGAUUCCUGUUUACUCCCUCACUCUUCAAAUCAUCUUCACUCCUCUCAACAUCUUCCGCCAGACUUUUGUAUCUCUGUUCUGUUCAGUUUGAGCCUCUAGACCUCCAGGGCUCUAGAGGGCACUAUACUGAUAGAGGAUACAUCUGGGGAAGGAGGGGGUUUGGGAUAGAUGCUAUUGCAGAUUGUGUUAUGGCAUAGCUGCAAAGGAAAUGUAUUGAUUCAUAAUCUCAGCCAGUACGGUUAGUGAGAGUACUGUGUUUACUUUACCUGGUGAUGUGGUUAUCCUCAACCAGUGUCACCACAGUCAGUGCAGGUUAUGUUUUUCUUCAUGUACAGCAUUUAUACAGUUCUAUCUUCAGCUAUUUGUGCUAAUAGACAACCGUGAUUGUGCUGUUGCUACUGCUGUUAGUGGUACUGCUGUUUUUGACUAGUGCCAAUACUACUACUACUACUACUGUUAUUGCAAGUGGCACUAUACUCUAUUCCUAGGGCUGAUCAGUACCAUCAGAACCAUCACUACUGUUAUUGCAAUGACUGAAGUCAUUAGAUCAUCUAAUACUACUUUGCUGUGAAUUGUCAGCAUACAAGAUCAUUUGUUGCCACAUUGUGCACAUUACGUAGGCUAAUAUUAGCAUUAAAUGAACAUGGAUUGCUUUGAUUCUACAUCAGAGCUUGAGUCCACAGGGAGAAGAAUACCAGAUGGGGCUAGCAGGAAUUAGGCUUCUCUGUUUCUGCAGACAGUACGAUGAGGCUCAGCAGUGAGAAGGCAAAGUGAGAAAACCGAGCUCUCGGUAAGGAGAGACCAUUAAGGUGAAAUCAUAAAGAGAGUUUGGCAAUGGAACAUAUAGAAUGAUCUAGAAAGAGAGAAGGACAAAGGUCAGGGAGACAAGAGACAGCACGCCCAGGCCAGAGAAAAGAAGUGAAGACAGGGACUUACUUUUAUGAUUAAAUGAAUUUGAGUUGCAAUUAAGUUGCAAUUUUCCGUCUUUGUUUGUAUGCAUCUGCAAUGUCAUUGUCACUAACUGUUGUAAAUACUUCAUCAUGGAGAGCACACUGUACAUAGUUUCCUUUCCAAUCUUCUUUGUUAUGAUUGGUUGUUCCUGUGGGUGAUGUAAUUUGUCUGACCCAAUGCAAUAUGAUGUAUGGAGAAUGCAAGACCAGAAAUGUACUUGUCAAAAAUGUAUGUUUUCAAUUGAAAUAGAUUUACACAACUCUUUGAAGUCAGUCUGGGUUGUUUGAUUACAAGAUCCUUUUUAUUGAUUUAAAAGUCCCUCAAUUUCUGUGGGCACUCUCACUGGGUAUCCUUAUCUGAUUGCUUUUGUCACAAUCAGUUUUUUCCAUUUAAUGUCACUUCAAACUCUUUAAUCCUCAUUAAUCCCCAUGAACUAAAAAACAUACCUUGAUUUGGAAACAUCAGUCUUUCAGAAGAUCGUAGUUUCUCAGCUGUUGGACUGGGCAAGGCCCAUGUACAAUAUGGGAGAAACUGGAGAGAUGCCUGAGAUUACUGAAGGCCAAGGCUUACCACAAAUAAGACGACUACAGACUAUUACCUGGGCUCAAUACAAUACCUAAAGUCCUCAUAGAACAGUACAUAAGAUCAUGGACUAACUGUGAGAAGAGGUUGAGGUAUUGACUGACAUGAUGUCACGAAGGCGAGUGAAAUCACUAGCUGACAGCCUGACUGACAGAUUGGCGGUCUGAGUUGACAUAUUGGUGUACCACCAUGAACUUUGACAGUUUCUCAGUCAAUAUGCUCAAUCUUGGCCUGACAUGCAAAAUUGGUGAACAGCAAGACCUUCGUCUGAUUGGUGGAGACUUGAGACUGAUGAAUAUGGCUCAAGUCCAUCUCUUGUUUUCUUCAUUUUCUCCGUUAUUUCGUUCACUGGACACCUGUUGUGUUAUUUGUCACAUUCUAAUCACUUUGUCCUGUUCUGCAGCACGUUUGUUCCUUGGUCAUCAUGGACUGUCUCACUCCCUCACUCACAUGUGGGUUUCAUGCCUUGACUAAGGGAGACAUGCACUGAGAGAACUCCUCUUCCUCUAAGCAAGGCAAAGACAUCUACACACUGGAGAGGUGGAGAGGACAAGGGCAGACAGAGUGAAGGUGCUUGUGUGGGUGGCAGUGAAAAGGACAGAGCGAGAAAGAAGUAGAGGAUGGAGGAAAAGAAAAACAGUUUGGAAAGAGGAGGAUAUGGACUCCAGGCACUGAGUUUGAAAAGGCAGCAAUUUGAAUAGAUGGAGAGAAAAAGAAAUAAAGACAGAUAGACAAGAGUGAUAAAGGGAUGACAUGACAAUAAGUUCAGAAUGCAGUAACAACACAUUCGUUAUUAUCAUCUCCUGUCCGCUCUCAUCAGUGCAUCUCUCCUUUCAAUGUAAAGGAGAAGAGUAAUCCUGGAAUCCUACUGGUUGUUACUUUAGAAGCAAUGUUUUUAUUGUUAUUGUUAGUCCUUUUUAGCAAUAUUCCUUUCUUCUCCGCAGUCUUGGGGGGUCAUGUUCUUUUUUUGUGUUCAUUCUUUUGUUUUAUUCCUGAAAGGUACAAGGAUGCAAUGUAAUGUUAUAUGGGUGAGGUCAAACUGCAUACUGGUGCUCUCAAGUGACCAUUUUUGUGAGGUUGCUUUCAGAUGACCAAAGCACUAGUUAUACCUUUUUACCCGGUAUUUUGAGUGGAUGUGGAUGUGAGAAGAGUGCAUGUCUGUAUGAAAGUGUGUGUAUGUAUGUAUGAGUAUGUUGAAUGGCAGCAUAUCUCUGAGAGAACAAGUUGUCUGUUAACUGUCAUCUUUUUCUCAGAUGGAGAAUAAAAGAUUUUAUGUGGUUUUGAAAAAAAAAA
Clupea harengus (Atlantic herring) is the source of this 6509-nucleotide messenger RNA. RefSeq names its product reticulon 4 receptor-like 2 a (gene rtn4rl2a). The record is from RefSeq and is a predicted model, not a curated record. Gene Ontology annotation, molecular function: protein binding. Gene Ontology annotation, cellular component: plasma membrane. Lineage: Eukaryota; Metazoa; Chordata; Actinopteri; Clupeiformes; Clupeidae.